AGCAUAAACGAAGAGAGAGAACCGUUAGACAGAUUGCGUAUUCAUUUGAAAGCCAUCUAGGAACAUAUAAAGCCAGAGAGAGACCAUCAAACUCAUACUCUGCGAAUCCCCUCCUCUCUCUAUCUCUUGGUUCCCUGCAAUGGCUGUCGAUGCAGCUACUCUCUCAGGUCUCAACCACCGCCCUCGUAUCCCUCUUCCCCAACAAAAGCGAAACCCCAAAAGCCAGAUUCUUUUCCUGCAUUUUCCUGGCAAAAAACACUUUAUAAUUCGAACAGUGAGGGCCGUUCAUGGCGAUGGACAAAAUGGACCUGAUCUCGGGACAUGGACGAAGGAAGCGGUGGAAAUGGAUGAGAGUUCAGAGAUUAAGAGGAGGAGCGAGCACUUUCAGAGAAUGAUGGAGGUUCCUUCUGAUGAGAGAGAUAAGGUUCAGAGGCUUCAGGUCAUUGUUAGAGCAGCGGCCACGAUUGCGGCUGCUCGAGCGCUAAUGGCCGAGAAGCCCCCUUCUCUAAAGCCCCUCUCUGCAAUGGUUCCUUCGGAUCAUAGCUCUUCUGCAACCUCUGGUACAAAACUAGAAGGCCAAAAGAACAUUAGCAACCUACCUCUCUCAGAAAUCACAACACGGGAAACUCCUGGUCCAGAUUUUUGGUCAUGGUCUCCUCCUUCAGAUAGUGGCCCGUCUGAGAAAGGAAUGCAGAUACAGAAGGCCAGACAAUCAAGCUUAGAUCAAAAUUCUCAGAAAUCCUUGUUAGAGAAGGAAAGAUCCACUGAUGUGUUGCCAAUUCCUUUUGAAAGUAAUUUGUCUUUACAGGGAAGCAAUCAAAUUCCCCUACUUUCACCUCUUCAAUCACUAGUGGAGGUUGAAAAGGCAGAUGGGUUACAUUCUUUAGAGUCCCCUCCUCUAAAAUCUGAUAAUGCGGUUGAUGUGGUAUUUUCAAGGCAUGCAGAAGAGGCUGCAAUGGCUCUGGGUAAGGUUGGAGAGGCAUCCUCUUUUGGAGUUAAUGCAGAUGGGUCAAGGUGGUGGAAAGAAACAGGCACAGAGCAAAGACCUGAUGGGGUAGUUUGUAGGUGGACACUUACAAGAGGAGUGAGUGCAAAUAAUGAUGUGGAAUGGGAAGAGAAGUACUGGGAGGCCUCUGAUGAGUUUGACUAUAAAGAACUUGGGUCUGAGAAAUCAGGUCGAGAUGCUGCUGGAAGUGCUUGGCGUGAGUUCUGGAGGGAGUCGAUGUGGCAGGACCUAAGUAGUGGCCUGGUGAAUAUGGAGAAAACUGCAGACAAGUGGGGAAAGAAUGGGAAGGGUGAAGAGUGGCAUGAGAAAUGGUGGGAGCACUAUGAUGCAUCAGGAAAGGCUGAUAAGUGGGCCCAAAAGUGGUGCCACAUCGAUCCAACAACACCUCUAGAACCUGGUCAUGCUCAUGUUUGGCACGAGAGGUGGGGCGAAGAAUACGAUGGGAAGGGUGGCAGCAUGAAAUAUACUGACAAAUGGGCAGAGCGCUCAGACUUUGGGGGUUGGACAAAGUGGGGUGACAAAUGGGACGAGUCUUUUGAUCCCAAUGGCCAUGGUGUUAAGCAAGGCGAGACUUGGUGGGAGGGGCUUGGUGGUGAACGUUGGAACCGAACAUGGGGUGAGCAACACAAUGGCUCGGGCUGGGUUCACAAGUAUGGGAAGAGCAGUAGUGGUGAGCACUGGGAUACUCAUGUUCAGCAAGACACUUGGUAUGAGAGGUUCCCUCACUAUGGCUUUGAUUUGUGUUUUGAGAAUUCGAAGGAGUUGAGAAAAGUGACAAAGCCGAAGAGGCAUGAGCUAUGAAAAGCAUCGGAAACUGGAGUGGCCCUAAACUUUUUAUGUUCUUCCUUUUUUCUCUCUUCAUUUUUCUGUUGGUACUUUGGGAUGCACUUUUCUUGCUUGCUUGAAGCUAUCUUUUUUCUUUGAUGUUUCUUUAUUUGUUUUACCUGUCUGUAAUUUUUCAUGAUCUGAAUACUUGCGUGUAGCAUGUGGCCCAUGCGCUUGGCCUGAAGCCUUAGUUUGAACUUUGAAGGGAGCAACAUCAAUGUUUUGUUUUCAACAUUGAUUCAUGUAUGUAGUUUAUAAGAAUAAAUUUUCUAUGAUGGUUACAUUAA
Amborella trichopoda is the source of this 2118-nucleotide messenger RNA. RefSeq names its product protein LIKE EARLY STARVATION, chloroplastic. Gene Ontology annotation, biological process: regulation of starch metabolic process; starch metabolic process. The record is from RefSeq and is a predicted model, not a curated record. Gene Ontology annotation, cellular component: starch grain; chloroplast stroma. Gene Ontology annotation, molecular function: starch binding. Lineage: Eukaryota; Viridiplantae; Streptophyta; Magnoliopsida; Amborellales; Amborellaceae.